AUGGCUUGCAACGGCAACUCUGCCGAGUACUGUGGUGGUCCCAACCGUCUGAACGUCUAUGACUUCCAGAACAAGUACCAGUCUCCUCCGGCCACCUCCACCUCCGCCGUGGUCGCCUCGUCCGCCGACCCUGUAGUGUCCGCGGCGCCUACCUCGACUGUCCCCAGCCAGCCACCGACCGUCGGCAACUGGAAGUUUUACGGAUGCCAGACCGAAGCAACCAACGUCCGUGCGCUCAACAGCAAGACCUUUGCGGCCGACACCAUGACGUUGGAGAGUUGUGCGACUUUCUGCGCCGGCUUCACCUUUUUCGGCGUCGAGUACUCUCGCGAGUGCUACUGCGGCAACUCCUUCUCUGCCGGCUCUGUCGCCGCUGCCGCCGGCGAUUGCUCCAUGACGUGCAUGGGCAACAAGCUCGAGUACUGUGGAAAUGGCAACCGCCUGUCUGUUUACACCAUUGGCGAUGCCACCCAGCCCAGUUCGUCUUCCGGACCUUCUCCUACGUCAAGCGCACCGGCAGUCCCCAUCGCCACCGGCUUGCCUGCAGGCUGGACAGACCAAGGCUGCUGGGUCGACAACUUGAACGGUCGCAUCCUUCCCCAGCAACUUCAAGAAGACCCCAACAUGACGCUUGCCUCCUGCGCCCAGGCAUGCGCGGCCGCAGGCUACACUGUUGCUGGUGCCGAGUAUCACACACAGUGUUUCUGCGGCAAUGCCGUCUACGCUGGCGGUGCUGUUGCUUCGGACCCCACAACCUGCAACACUCCUUGUGGAGGCAAGCCUGAUCAGAUGUGCGGUGGUCCCAACCGCAUGACCAUCAUGUCCAAUGGCAAGCCUACAGUCUACCAGCCCCCUGUCCCCCAAACGAGUGGUUUCAAUGGCAGCUGGGCCUACCAAGGCUGCCUUACUUAUGAGGGCACAACGCGUCCUCUCAAGUGGCAGGUCCUCUUCCCAGGCGUCAACACUGCGAACCUGUGCCUGGAUCGGUGCGCGCAGUUUGGGUACGCGGCGGCCGGUCUCGAGUACGGCGAGGAGUGCUACUGCGGUGAUCCAGCCAACAUCGCAGCCGCCCCCCCUCCGGUCAGCUUCGUCCCUGAUACGCAGUGCAACAUCGUCUGUCCCGGCAACGCAAGCGCCAUUUGCGGUGGUGGCACUCGUCUCUCCAUGUACUAUUGGACCGGCAAGCCUCUCUACUCGUGGGAUUUUGGUACGGACGCGCUCACGGCAGGGUCCUACGAGCUUCUCAUCGGCGGUGUCUGCAUUCCCCUGAUGACCAUGGAGACCAUCACUGGCAAGGUCACCUUCCUCGAGAAGUUCGGUACCGGACCGCCCAACUCCACUGGCGCUUACGAGCUCGACCUGUCCCUCGUCCCGGACAUCAGCACGUCCUGGAGACCCAUGCACGUCAAGACGGACGUCUUCUGCUCUGCCGGCAUCACUCUCCCCGAUAAGGCAGGCCGCCAACUCAACCUUGGUGGUUGGUCUGGUGACUCUACCUACGGUGUCCGCCUUUACUGGCCCGAUGGCAAGCCCGGAACCCCUGGCACCAACGACUGGCAGGAGGAUGUCGAGCAUCUUCGCAUGCAGGAUGGCCGCUGGUACCCCUCUGCCAUGAUCAUGGCCAACGGCUCCAUCUUCGUUAUUGGAGGCGAGGAGGGCUCCAACGGUGCAGCUGUGCCUACCAUCGAGGUCCUGCCUUUUACCGGCACCAAGCCCCUCACCAUGGACUGGCUCGCGCGCACCGACCCCAACAACCUGUACCCCUUCGUUGCCGUACUUCCCAGUGAGAACAUCUUUGUUGCUUACUGGAACGAGGCCAGAAUCUUGGACAAGACCACAUUCGACACCAUCAGUGUUCUUCCUCUGAUUCCCGGUUCCGUGAACAACCCCAAGGCGGGCCGUACCUACCCGCUCGAGGGCACUGGCGUUCUUCUGCCCCAGCACGCCCCUUACACCGAUCCUCUUGGCGUUCUCAUCUGCGGUGGCUCCACCGACGGCCCUGGUCUUGCUUUGGACAGCUGCGUUUCGAUCGAGCCGGAGGGUGCCAACCCCCAGUGGGUGCUCGAGCGUAUGCCUUCGGUCCGUGUCAUGUCCUGCAUCGCUCCUCUUCCCGACGGUACAUACCUCAUCAACAACGGCGCUCAGCAAGGUGUUGCCGGUUUCGGUCUUGCCACAAACCCCAACCUCAACGCUCUCCUGUACGAUCCCCGGAAGCCAAUCGGCCAGCGAAUCACGGUCAUGGCCAACACCACCAUUGCCCGUCUCUACCACUCCGAGUCCAUUACCCUCCUCGACGGCCGUGUUCUCGUCAGUGGAUCCGACCCCGAAGAUGGUGUCCAUCCCCAGGAGUACCGCGUCGAGGUCUUCAACCCUCCCUACCUGACCAGCAAGAAGCAGCGCCCUACAUUCACCCUCCCCGUGACUGACUGGGCUUACGGCAGCACAUACACCUUCAGCCUCGGCCAUGCUCCCGUCAACGGCGCAAUCCAGGUCUCUCUCCUCGGCUCCGUGUCUUCGACGCACGGCAACUCGAUGGGCGCCCGCACGAUAUUCCCCGCCGUGAGCUGUGGCCCUACUCAAUGCACUGUCACCGCGCCGCCCGGCCCCGGUGUUGCCCCUCCGGGGUGGUACCAGUUCUUCGUCCUCGACGGUGGAAUCCCUGCCGUCGGCGUUUACGUCCGCAUCGGCGGUGACCCCGCCGGCCUCGGCGCGUGGCCCAAUGUCCCGGGCUUCAAGACUCCUGGCGUCUAA
Colletotrichum graminicola M1.001 is the source of this 2751-nucleotide messenger RNA. Its product is annotated as WSC domain-containing protein. The record is from RefSeq and is a predicted model, not a curated record. NCBI's taxonomy places the organism in Eukaryota, Fungi, Ascomycota, Sordariomycetes, Glomerellales, Glomerellaceae. The transcript has a single exon. Bases 1 to 2751 code for a protein of 916 amino acids.